UGGGGUGGUGGUGGGGUGGUGGGGUUGGGGGUAUACCAGCUGUUCAGCACUUAAGAGACCCCCAAGCGAUGACCCACCUAGAAACAGAUCAAUAGUGUUUUAACGCAGCCAAGAGAAGGGGCUGCCUCCUCUGUGUCGACAUGAUGCUAAGCCUCGCUCCAUGAGGUCGGCCUCUGCAUGUAUAACCAGGUGACAACAGAAAGUGGUUUGUCCAACGUGGCUGUCCGUUGACAAACGCGCCAGACCAUAUGCUUGGCGUUGCCCGUCGCUGACGUCACGGGGUCUGGUUGCCUUCUCCUCCUCCUCCUACCCCAUCCGUACCCCACACACCCCACACACCCCGACCCUGCUGCUGGUGCUAUCCGUCACUGCAAGCUAGCGGAGUGGUCUUGGCGCUGAUGAUGUUAUCAGCCGCAAUGUGGGAGUAGGAGCGGACGCAGUUCGGUUUGAAAAAUAGUUUCAUUUUGCUGGCAACGAUUGGAAGGAGUGGUUAGCCGAAACCUCGCCGAGACCGCGGUCUUCGCACGCGAACUCUCGCGAGGUGACGAGCAGACGACAGUCAGGUGCACGAGGGACCGGCGUCUUCGCAGCUUUAUGACAGACGACACGUGACAGCCGCGAUCUGCCAAAACACAUUUGGAAAAGAUUGGACUCCCGCAACGACUGCCCUUAUCGUUGUGCUUUCACAUUUUCGUUCCAUUUCGCGGAGAAGUGGCGAGUGCAAUGAGGUUUUCCAGCGACUUAUGAGAGGCUGGCCUGUGCCUGCGGCUGCUCACCUGUUCAUCGCCGGGGGUUUAUGUGUACAGUCGUGGCAGUAUCUGAAACUUCCGGAGACACAAUGUGGACAAAGGUCAACAACAGAAGAACAAGAUGACACAUUCUCAUCGUCGGCCUCAAAGCAAAUUCAUGAUGUCUUCGCUUUUUAAAAAGGUGCUGGGGGGCAACAUGGUACAGCGCCCGUCAAGCCCCCCACCUGUCAACCCUCCUUCCCCCGACCUCUCUCACCUGACCCCCGAGGAGCUGCAGAUUUUGGCUGACGUCAUCAAACGGCAGGAACAGUUCGAGCACCAAGAGCAAGAGCGAGUCAAGCGAAUUCAGGAAGAAAUGGUGGCAGCGGAACAGGAAGUGAAGAGCUGCAAGUCGGAGCGAGCCGGGCGCUGGCGCCUGACGACUGGCCGGCUGUGCCGCCUCUGCUUUAAGACCCGGAUGUCUGAGGGCGCUGGACGCACGUGCAGUUACUGUCGGAAGCGUGUGUGCGGUCGCUGCGGAACCUACACACCCACACGUUCACACUCUGGAGAGACGACUGGGCAGGCGUGGGUCUGCCGUCUGUGCCAGCUCAAGCGUGACAUGGUGUGCCGUACUGGAGGGUGGUAUCACGGGUCACGGGGUCAGCGUCGCCAUGAAAGCCUUUCACCUCUGGGAACCACCACGGACGUCUUACGAAAAAAGCUGGAGGGUCGCCAUGACAACACUGAAUCGUGCAUGAGCGACUUUCAGAGCAGUGGCUGUGAUCGUGGUGACAGCGAGAUUGAAAACAUCCCAUCAUGCCACGUGAGCGACUCCCAGAUAAAGCAGCGGGACAGAGCACCGUCGAAUGCCCUGCACCAAGAUGGCGCAAGACCGCCUCGCAGGCGGGGCAGCCUUCCGGCAACUUCCCUCCAAGGAGGAUUUUCCUAUCAUCGACGACCUGCAGACGAUCAUGACGAUGACGAAGAAGAAAACAUCGACGACAUAAUGCGUGAGAGAAAAAUGUCUCGUCAGCGACGACAGGAGAAGAGAAUGAGAAGGCGGUCAGUAAAAGGCAAUGCAUCCAAAGAUUCUCCACCGCGCCAUCUGGAGGUCAGGGCACAGUGGCUGCAUCCCCAGGUCACGCUGACCGUCAGGAAGGAAAGCCAAAUGGAGAUAAACAGGAUGGACAUAAGCAGGGGAGCCAGCUACGGGUUCCCAAGCGCUCAUCCAAAGAAGCUUCGGAUCUCGGGUGUUCUCGCGAGGUGAGAGCUGCGGGUCCGAAGCUGGCGGCCUUGCGAUAUCUGCACAAGUCGUCGUCUGACUUCGACGACGCGAGGUCAAGUGUGGAGAGCAGCCAACCUCAACAGUUUUAUAAUUCCUCCACGGAGACUGGAGCGCCUGGUUCCGGUAGCGUCGACGCGGGUACGAGACGGAAAGCGUUCCACCAAACGGGUUUCCAUCCGGGCAACAAGGUCGGAAACAGCGGUCUCCCACAGACAAGUUCCAGCCUGUCCGACAGCGACUACACCUCGCCGGCCUGCAGUGUCAGUUACCGUUCCUUCGACAGCGCCGCGCACAGUUUCUUGGGAAGCGAGGACUACGGGCAGUCCUUCAGCUCCAGUGUAAAACCGGACGGCAAAGAAAGACGCCAGCUCGACGUAAAACAGCGCUCUCUGGGCAACGAGGAAGAAAAGCUCGCCGAAGUUCCAUGUCGGCGGGAAGCACAAGUUCAAAAGCGAAGAAGCACUCAACGAAAGACACAAAGAUCAGCACCUUCCCGACCCAAAACCUCGUUUGUCCGCGGAUUUUCGCGUUUCGAAACAGAACACCAACCUGACGACGGUGGCAGGGAACCCGAAGGUUGCCAAAAGUCAACCCAAUCCCGCACCCAAGGCUGACGAUUUGCCGACGCUGCGCUCUCUCACGCAUUUGGCAGCUGUCCCGACCAACGUCGGCGAGUCUUCGACGUCGUCGCCUCGCAGCGCCAACACGUCCUUGUCCCGACGAGUCUCCGCCCAGAAGUCACCCGCCGCCUCACCCACGGCGAGUCCCAGGCCACACAAACGUCGCCCCUCGGCCAGCUCUCCAACCCCUGUACGCAACAGUGCGCCGGCGCGGCGUCCUUCUCCCAAGAGAUCUCCAUCAAAGGUGGCAGUACAAGUGACCCCAGGUCAGCUGCUGGCGGACGUGCAAACGCGAGGGCCGCCUUCGCCUUCCGCCAUUUCUCUACCGGGCGAAGCGUCCCUCUCCCGCCGUAGUUCCAGAGCGUCGCCGGAGGUCAGUUUUGCUCUUUUCUGCGCGCGCUCCGCGGAUACGUCCCCGACAGUAGGGGGAGCCGCUGUCCAGCAGAAGGAGACGUGGGAGCUGAGUGGCCUGCUUGUGCACACCCUGUUGCAGAAACCGGGGAAGUCCUUUCCUGAAAGGUUCGGCGUUCAGCUGAUGGGAGGUCUGCAAGACGGAAGUGGAGGGCUGAUAACUGUCCUCAGAACUGUGGCAGCAGGCAGUCCCGCCCAGCGUGCCGGACUCCAACAAGGUGAUCAAGUGAUGGAGUGGAAUGGACAUCCCCUUAUCGACGCAACAUACGAGCGCGCACAGUCUGUUCUCAAGGCCACGACCUCUGACACCGUGCACGUUCUAACUGUCCCCAGAAAUGUGUCCGGUUCCAGAAGCUGCAGCCGAAACUCCGACAUGGAGGUGUGCAGUAGUCGCUCCAGCUCGCCGUUUGUUGUCAUACCUUCCUCAGACAGUCCCACCCACUCCCUCAACCACCCCUCAGACUCGCCUACUGCUGGCAUCACCAUGAAGCGACGUCUGUUGCCCAGAACUCCGGCAGAAAUAGGUCGUGAAUCACGUCACAUGAACGGAGAACUGUAUUUCUCUGUGGAGUACGAUCCUCCAACGUCCAUCUUGUAUGUCAAUGUCACAAUGGCACGAGACCUUAGUUUACCGGAGGCGGGGCCUGCAGAAAAACGUCGUAACGCCCACAACGUGGCGGAAGAGCUGGCUACAGAGCACAUGCGCACCAGGGCGGAGCAUAACAGCACCACGUGUGGGAGGGCGGAGCCAGAGGGAGCGCGUCAGCACUUGCCAUCACCCUUCGUACUCUUACGUCUCCUGCCGGAAAAUGGGUCAAGAGAAACCCUGAAAACUGAGAUUUACGGUAACACGUGCCACCCGAAGUGGGAGCAAACUUUUGUCUACGACUGCUUCACCAUUACGGAGCUUGUGGCUCGAUGCCUCGAACUCACUUUGUGGAGUCGGGAAGAGAGGGGGGACGUGUUUCUCGGGGAGGUUCUCCUUGACCUCCGGGAUCUUCCGCGCUACUCGAACGCCACCUGGUGCAGCCUUCACGACCACGACGACAACUCGCCGCCUUUGCCUCGUCCACGGUGCCUGACAGCCAUUAACUCUCCCGCCAGCUCGCGCUCCAGCUCCUUCUAUGACGCAAGCGACGUCGCGCGCAGCCUUGAGGCGCAAGACCCGUCACGUGACUCGUCGCAAGGAGGAACCAACUCGGGGCGGGGCUCUUCGCCAACAACUACGUGUCAUUCAGCCUUCCACUUGACAAAUGCACAGACAGAUGCCGCCAAAGGAGCGAAAACGACAAGACGCCGAGCGAAGAGCCGCAUGUCCCGCGUAUCCAACUCCUUGUCUCUCUCCGACCGCAAAGAAGGUGGGUCAGAUGAAAGUUCUCCAGGGGAUGUGGCUCGCCAGCAGUCCGCGACAGACGGCAACAUGGCGGACACGAGCCCUGGUGUGCAAAGACGGACGUCAUACACAAUGGAUUUGUUGGCACCACCCCGCCCGCUCAGUCGCGCCAAUAGUUCUUCCUCCUUCUUUCUGUCCGACGACAGCAGCGACGAGGAUCUUUACAGUCCAACGCCAAUAACACCAGAUAGGCCAGCUCCAGAGGGAGACGACAUUACAUCCAUUCUUGGUCCUGGUCAGGUUCCUCCGCGGCCAUCCAACGAAACACUGGUCUGCGGGGACAUCAAAGUAGGAUUCAACGUGUCGAAAGGACAAUUGGAGGUAGACAUCAUCUGCGUGAAAGGUCUUCAGCGACCUGGCAACAUCCCUCUGCCAGACACUUAUGUCAAGACCUACUUGGUGGAGGGCCAGAAAACGAUUCAGAAGAAGAAGACACACGUGGUAAAGGCGACCACUGACCCAGUCUUCCGGCGGAAGAUCAAGUACUCAGCUUGCAAUGUCCACGGGCGACACAUGCGGAUCGUCGUAUGGGAGCGGCCGCGAAAUUUCGAGCGAAAGCAGAGCCUGGGAGAAGCAGUGGUACGCCUGGACGCACUGGAUUUAAGCACGCACACCAUGACAUGGUAUAAACUGUUUCCGGUUAACAGCACUGACCUCGGCUCCACAGAUUCUCUCAGCCAGUGGUGAUGAACAUAGCCUGCCAAUGAGAAGCGAGAGGCCAACACUCCAUUGGUAACACCAUCAAUAAGCUAGAGCAAGGAUGAACGAUAAAAGAGAAUAAAAGCUGCGAUAACUGCGGGGAAAAAAAGAAGACUUAAGUAACGAAACAGAAAAUUAUUUAAAUUAAGCAUGAGUUCUGGCGGUUCCCAUUUAUGCUGCUAAAAUAAUCGUGUACAUACAUAGCUGUGUCCACACGGGCGUGGCUUACCGCCAGACGAAGCUAGGUCUUGUAGACUCUGGUUUUACGACUAAACCUCGGCAGCAAAUAAGCUGUACAUAGCUGCCUUGUUUCAACUUUGUGUAUGUGCUGAAUUUCUUAUCUAGAUGAUUCAAGAGAAAUGUAGCACAUUCAAGAUCUUCACAAAACUUGAACAAAAUUGGGGAUUAUUAUGUUGUUGAACAAAAAAGACAUUGAUGUUGCUUUUCAAGUAACUUUUGUCACUGCAAUGUGACAUCUUUCUUAUAAAAAUAAAAGUGUUGCAUAACAUUA
Messenger RNA from Pomacea canaliculata, 5650 nucleotides. Its product is annotated as regulating synaptic membrane exocytosis protein 2-like. The record is from RefSeq and is a predicted model, not a curated record. The transcript has 20 exons. Gene Ontology annotation, molecular function: small GTPase binding; transmembrane transporter binding. Gene Ontology annotation, biological process: regulation of synaptic plasticity; positive regulation of synaptic transmission; regulation of membrane potential. Lineage: Eukaryota; Metazoa; Mollusca; Gastropoda; Architaenioglossa; Ampullariidae. The coding region runs from base 3172 to 5127 and encodes 651 amino acids. Gene Ontology annotation, cellular component: cytoskeleton of presynaptic active zone; presynaptic membrane.